Molecule: messenger RNA, 336 nt
Organism: Protopolystoma xenopodis
Lineage: Eukaryota; Metazoa; Platyhelminthes; Monogenea; Polystomatidea; Polystomatidae
Source: the annotation of a GenBank genome assembly
GCCUACUUGCGCGAACUGUUGAUUCAAGCUGGUCGGCCUGAUCUAGCACUUGAGGAUUGCUGGGCCUUUAUUCAGGAGUUAUAUAUGCAUGCACAGACGACCAUUCACCUUCCUCGACCAUCAGCUCCUAGUAGCGUUGCGAAUAUGACUUCAAAGCAAAUAACUGGAGGCAAUGGCGACUUGACUACCGAGGCUGGCUCUACUGACCUUCAAAAUUCUUCUAUUGGGACGGAGUGCCUGCUCGCUCGUCUGCUAACGCUGGAUCUAUCCACCACAGAUGAGGCCGGUAUCAUUACUGCUCUCCGAAAGUCAGAGGUGAUAUUUUGUACAUGCUAG